Messenger RNA from Alternaria novae-zelandiae, 744 nucleotides. RefSeq lists its product as uncharacterized. The transcript has a single exon. Gene Ontology annotation, molecular function: protein binding. Bases 1 to 744 code for a protein of 247 amino acids. NCBI's taxonomy places the organism in Eukaryota, Fungi, Ascomycota, Dothideomycetes, Pleosporales, Pleosporaceae. The record is from RefSeq and is a predicted model, not a curated record.
AUGGGGAGUUUUUGGCACCGGGUCGCUCAUGAGGGUAACCUCAGUCUGGCUAUGCUUCUGCUCGAAGAUCAUCAGACGCGAGACGAUCUUACUCAUCCCGAUGUGGAUGUCAAUCAGAAAGACAGCUCCGGUCAAACCCCGCUGCACGUGGCCGUCAAACGCGCGAACAUCGGUAUCGUUGAUCUCCUCCUACACCAUAACGAUAUCGACAUCCAUUCCCGUUUACAGAGAGGAAACGGUGAAAUCGGUCAGUCUGCUAUAGAGAUGGCCGUACGCAAUAUGGAGAGAUGGAGCAACCGGCAAAAUCAAGAGCACUCUUAUAUCGUCGACCUGUUACAAGCUCACGGUGCUCGGGUCGUAGCGGGCGAUCGAAAAGAUGACGCGAAUAAUACGAGUCUUCCGCCUUUGCUUAGGAGUGUGGAGAGCGAAAAUCACCACUCGGCUGAACACAGCGAGGACUUGAGAAGAAGAAGCCAUCCGUCAUGGGCUUCAGUCGUUGGCAUUAUGAGUGGUGGCGAUGCUCCUAGAGAGACGAGGAGGGGAGUCGAUGAUACUAUGGGCGACACCAUUCCGAUGGAUGUGGACCAUGGGAUAGCAGAAGAUCCGGACGCGAUGUUCGAGGAACUGAUGUGCUUUGACGAUGAAGAUAUUUCCGAUAACAACAGCAUCGAGAUGCUGGAGCGGGAGAUGUUCGGCGAGUCGCCAGACAGGUUCACUGCCUUCUGGGAACAACAGGACACCUAG